Danio rerio (zebrafish) is the source of this 1177-nucleotide messenger RNA. NCBI's taxonomy places the organism in Eukaryota, Metazoa, Chordata, Actinopteri, Cypriniformes, Danionidae. The record is from RefSeq and is a predicted model, not a curated record.
UCGGAACCAAGGAAGGUCGCCCUCGCAAAAUACCCUUAAUGUGUCCCAAAGGUUUGGCAUCGUCUGCACAGGUCGUCCUCAGUCAGAGAGGGCCGUGGGCACCGCUGAAGACCUUCUUCUGCAUCCUUUCAGACUCUCAGAAAACAUGGCUCCUCAUUUCAGGAGUCGGGAUUGGCUUUGGACGUUGGCGGGAUGUUUAACACGAAUGAUUCUCUUCACAUCACUCUGUGCUCCAGCUCUCGCUCAGCUGGAUUUGAACAGAUUAGAUGGCGACACGGUGUGCCCGACCAUGAAGAAUGGACAAGAUGACCUUCCAGGGUUUGAUCUGAUCACACAAUUCCAGCUGGAUGUGAUCCCUAUGAAGGGUGUCCGGAAGGUGGAAGGAUCUACACCACUUCAGGUGGCGUACAGACUCGACCGAGAAGCCAACUUCCAGAUUCCAACCCGGCUGAACUUUCCCAGAGGCUUCCCAGAUGAGUAUUCCUUCAUGACCACCUUCCGCAUGAUCAAGAACACCGUGAACAAGGUGUGGAACCUGUGGCAGGUGGUGGACGAGGAUGGACUGAAGCAGGCCGGGAUGCGUCUUAACGGGGAUCAGCAGGCUCUGGAGUUCUUCCUCACCACCCUGGAGGGAGAUGUGCAGACCGUCACCUUCCCAGGCCUUUCCGUGCUCUUCAACACCAAAUGGCACAAAGUGAUGGUGGGCGUGGAGAAGGAGCUGGUGACGCUGUAUGUGGACUGUCACCAGGUUGACCAGAAGGAGAUCAAGAGGAAAGGUUACGUCAACACAGAGGGAGACACUCUGAUCGGGAGGCUGGAUUCGGACCCCAACACUUCUGUAGUGUUUGAGCUGCAGUGGAUGCUGAUUCAUUGUGACCCGAAGAGAGCUCAGAGAGAGAGCUGUACCGAACUUCCUCUGGCUGAGAUGUUUGCCAAUGCUGAGCCGGAUCCCAAACCAAUCCCUGGUCCUCCUGGUUCUCCUGGUCCUGAAGGGCCUCGUGGUCCAGCAGGAGAAGAUGGCAGAGACGGGAGAGAUGGUAUUCCAGGCACCCCGGGCACUCCUGGAGCUCAGGGCAGUAAAGGAGAUCGAGGAGAGGUUGGUCUGCCGGGACAGAGAGGACUGCAGGGCGCUCCGGGACCAGUGGUUAGUAUUGAGACAUAUGGUCUUAAAGGGACA